Rhagoletis pomonella (apple maggot) is the source of this 1384-nucleotide messenger RNA. RefSeq lists its product as uncharacterized. Bases 1 to 714 code for a protein of 237 amino acids. Lineage: Eukaryota; Metazoa; Arthropoda; Insecta; Diptera; Tephritidae. The record is from RefSeq and is a predicted model, not a curated record. The transcript is spliced from 4 exons.
AUGAUGGUUAAGGAAUCGCUGAACGAUUUCCUAGAAACUAACAAAAAGUUACCCAACAAUAGCUAUGCUUACCCCCAACUACACGAAAUCAACAAUCCUCACACGCACCUAUUUCAAUUCGCUGAAGACCUAGCCAUAGUAUCCACAAACUCAAACAAAACAGCAGCAGUUCAAAAUUUACAAGAUAAAAUAGCAGAAUUACAUAACUUAAAUCUAAAGUUCAACUUAGAAAAGACAAAAUUCAUGUAUAUGUCCGCAAAUAACCGACAACAGUUCAACAUAUCAAUCAACAGCACAAACUUGAAACAAGUCCAAUGCUUUAAGUGGUUAGGAAGAACCAUCAGCGCAAACUCAACGGUCAAGGUACAUAUUAGCAACAUUAAAAAAGCUGUAACUCCAGCAUUCGUCCGGUCCAAAGCUGAAUAUGCCAGCACCAGUUACGCCAAUGCACCAAAAGGUUACAACAAGCAACUUCAAACGAGCGUUAAUGAAACGCUACGGAGAUGUCUAGGAGUACCACCUAACACCCCAACACUUAUGCGAUACGCGCUAGCCUGCGAACUCCCACCUCUAUCUAGAGCAGUGUGGCUGACAGCUAAAGAACUGGUCAAACAAUGGUUCCUCAACCCGGCACUAAGAACCCAAUUACAAGACAAACCGGCCAUAAAUUCAAGCUAUAGUAGAACAUAUGAAAAAUUCAAAAGCAAUUUAUAACCAAAAAAUCAACACUUUGAAGGAUGAUGGCUACUACAUAUAUGCGACUGAUGCAUCGGUGAUGGCAAAUAAAGUUGGAUGUGCAGUGUACGUGGAAACAACCAAUGUCUCAUACCUUUUUAACAUAGACGGAAAUUUUACCUCAACCUACGGUGAGCUAGUUGCACUACCUCAGGCAGCUACAAUAGCAAGCAACAGCGGGAACAAAAAGAUAGCAAUUUUCACAGACAGCCAGGCAGCAAUCAAAGCCCUCGACAAUCACACCACACAGAACUUCCUUGUGGCAGAAAUUCACAACAAACUACACAGAUCCAACAUAGAAAACAUAAUGAUAGUAUGGACACCCAGUCAUGUUGGGAUAACUAUAAACGAAAAAGCCGACAUUGCUGCAAAAACUGCAAUUGAUUUCGGUAAAUCUCUCUCUCCUAAAUUAAGCCCAAAUGAAGCACUCCUAAAAAUAAGCACCAGACUGUGGACUGAAACCAAAGACGAAUUUAACAACAAACUACCAAACUGGGACCCUGACAUUGCGGAAUUUUGUACAUUGAAAAUAAACAAUCCGUGGUUUAAAAAACAAAAAACUGAACUUAGAAGCAUACGACAUAAAACUAUUUAACAGAAUUGCAACAGGACAUACAUACGGUAAUACGUACUUAAACAAAUUUCAACA